GACUUUGAUCUGCGGACCCUGAGGGCGGUUCGCGUGCUGCGGCCUCUCAAACUGGUGUCAGGGAUUCCCAGUCUGCAGGUGGUCCUGAAGUCCAUCAUGAAGGCCAUGGUGCCUCUGCUGCAGAUCGGCCUGCUGCUCUUCUUUGCCAUCGUCAUGUUUGCCAUCAUCGGCGUCGAGUUCUACAUGGGCAAAUUCCACCACACCUGCUUCAAGAAGGAGACAGGAGAGCAGGCCGCAGACUUCCCCUGCGGAACGGAGGCUCCGGCGCGGACCUGCUCCAAUGACACCGAGUGCCGCGAGUACUGGAUCGGGCCCAACUUCGGCAUCACCAACUUCGACAACAUCCUCUUCGCGGUGCUCACCGUCUUCCAGUGCAUCACCAUGGAGGGCUGGGUGGAAAUCCUUUACAACGCCAACGACGCAGCGGGGAACACCUGGAACUGGUUGUACUUCAUCCCCCUCAUCAUCAUCGGCUCCUUCUUCAUGCUCAACCUGGUCCUGGGCGUCCUGUCUGGGGAGUUUGCGAAAGAGCGUGAACGGGUAGAGAAGAGGCAGGAGUUCCUGAAGCUGCGCAGGCAGCAGCAGAUCGAGCGCGAGCUUACCGGAUACCUGGAGUGGAUAUGCAAAGCAGAGGAGGUGCUGCUGGCCGAGGAGGACAAGAAUGCGGAGGAGAAGUCCCCUUUGGAGGAUGCCUGGUACAAGAAGAAGCAGAACAACCCAGUGCUGAAAAGAACGAAACCCAAGAAGAGCGAUCUCAUCAGUGCGGAAGAGGGUGAGGACCACUUCGCCGACAUCUCAGUAGGGUCACCCUUUGGCCGUGCCAGCCUGAAGAGCGGCAAGAACGAGAGCUCCACCUACUUCCGCCGCAAGGAGAAGCGAAUGCGUUUCUGCAUCCGCCGUAUGGUCAAAGCUCAAAGCUUCUACUGGAUCGUCCUGUGCCUGGUGGGCCUCAACACACUCUGUGUGGCCAUCGUGCACUACGACCAACCCGACUGGCUCACCAAGGCCCUCUACUUGACCGAGUUUGUGUUCCUGGGCCUCUUCCUGACCGAGAUGACCCUGAAAAUGUAUGGUCUUGGCCCCAGGAACUAUUUCCACUCCUCUUUCAACUGCUUUGACUUUGGGGUCAUCAUUGGGAGUAUUUUUGAGGUGGUAUGGUCGGUGGUCAAACCCGGGGCCUCGUUUGGCAUCAGCGUACUAAGGGCCCUCCGCUUGCUCCGGAUCUUCAAAGUCACCAAGUACUGGAACUCCUUGAGAAACUUGGUGGUCUCUCUGCUCAACUCUAUGAAGUCCAUCAUCAGCCUGCUCUUCCUUCUCUUCCUCUUCAUCGUUGUGUUUGCACUGCUGGGCAUGCAGCUCUUCGGAGGGCAGUUUAACUUCGAAGAAGAAACUCCGACGACAAACUUUGAUACCUUUCCCGCUGCCAUCCUUACAGUUUUUCAGAUUCUGACAGGAGAGGACUGGAACGCAGUGAUGUACCAUGGUAUUGAGUCCCAAGGAGGAGUUCACCGGGGGAUGCUCUCCUCCAUUUACUUCAUCGUCCUCACACUUUUUGGAAACUAUACUCUUCUCAAUGUGUUCUUGGCCAUUGCUGUUGACAACCUUGCCAAUGCGCAGGAGCUCACAAAGGAUGAAGAAGAACAGGAAGAAGCUGCCAAUAAAAAGCUUGCCCUCCAAAAGGCCAUGGAGGUAAAGGAGGUCAGCCCCAUGUCAGCAGCAAACAUUUCAAUCGCAGCUUUUGUAAAGCAAAAUCGAGGCGUGCUCUCUCGCAGCUCCUCCGUCUCCAGCGUUAAUUCACCCAAGGAGCAGCAGAAGUCGUUGAGGAUGAUGUCGGUGUGGGAGCAGCGAACAACACAGCUACGCAGACACAACAUGCGUGCCAGCAACGAGGCGCUGUACAGCGAGCUGGACCCCGAGGAACGUCGCCGCUUGUCCUCCGCUCUGCACAUCCAGCCCAACAUGAAUACCCACCUUGAGCGCCCCCUGGUGGUGGAGGCACGUGAUGGCGGGAGUGGGAACAGCAGCAGCAGCAACGGAGACGGGCCCAAGGCAGAGACCGAGUGGGGGACGCCGGCGGAGCCCCCACCCAACCCCCGCAAACACCACAGGCGGCACGAGCGGCUCACCGAUGAGGCCGAUGUCGGCGGAGAGGUCGGUGACAGCAGGGACGGCCGUCGUCACGCCCACCACAGCCGCAGCAGGGACCGGGCCGGGGCUGGAGAGAGGGAGCACCGCCGACACCACGCCCAUCACCCACCCAAGGAGGGCAACAACGUACUCGGCAAUGGUGGGAAGGGAGAGCACCGAGAGCCUCAUGGGGAGGGCGAGGUGGAGCGGGAGCGGAGGAGGCACCAUGUGCGCAGCAAGGCCCAGUCCACCAUGGACACGGAGGAGUGCAGAGAGAAUGGAGACAGAGUGCAUCGGCACAGGGAGAGACAUGUGGACAAAGAAGCGGAGGCAGCACCCGCCAGCUCGCAGCCGCCCCACAGAGAGAAGCAGGAGGAUACAGACAACCAGAAGAACAUCAUGCGGACGGGCCAGAUCGCAGUCCACAUCCCCGUCACCGUGACCGUACCUCCAGGGGAGACCACCAUCAUACCCAUGAACAAGGUCGAGAGCGACACCCUCCAAACAAAUGAAGAGAAAAAAAUCCUUGAGGACGAGACCAAAGACAGCCCCCAGAAAGCCCUGCCCUACAGCUCCAUGUUCGUCUUUGGUCCAAACAACCCGGUGCGUCGCCUCUGCCACUACAUUGUGACCCUGCGAUACUUCGAGAUGUGCAUUUUGAUAGUCAUCACCAUGAGCAGCAUUGCCCUGGCCGCCGAGGACCCUGUACAGGCCAACGCCCCUCGCAACAACGUCCUCAAGUACUUAGACUACGUGUUCACAGGUGUGUUCACAUUUGAGAUGGUGAUUAAGAUGAUUGACUUGGGCUUGCUGCUUCAUCCUGGCUCCUACUUCCGGGAUCUGUGGAACAUUCUGGACUUCAUCGUGGUCAGCGGCGCCCUGGUGGCCUUCGCCUGCUCGAGCUUCAUGGGAUCUCAACAAAGUGUCACCAGGGGGACAAAAGGGAAGGAUAUCAAUACCAUCAAGUCUCUCAGAGUGCUGCGAGUCCUGCGACCUCUGAAGACCAUCAAACGUCUGCCAAAACUUAAGGCCGUCUUCGACUGCGUCGUGAACUCCCUGAAGAAUGUGCUCAACAUACUCAUCGUCUACAUCCUCUUCAUGUUCAUCUUUGCCGUUAUCGCCGUGCAGCUCUUCAAGGGAAAGUUCUUCUACUGCACCGACGAGUCCAAAACCCUGGAGAAGGACUGCAGAGGUCAGUUCUUGGACUACGACCGUCAGGAUGUGGCCGCGCAGCCACGCGAGUGGAAGAAGUACGACUUCCACUAUGACAACGUGCUGUGGGCCUUCCUCACCCUCUUCACGGUCUCUACCGGCGAGGGCUGGCCAAUGGUGCUCAAGCACUCAGUGGAUGCCACCUACGAAGACCAGGGCCCCAGUCCCGGCUUCCGUAUGGAGACGUCCAUCUUCUACGUGGUCUACUUCGUGGUCUUCCCAUUCUUCUUUGUCAACAUCUUUGUGGCCUUAAUUAUCAUUACCUUCCAGGAGCAAGGGGACAAGGCAAUGUCUGAGUGCAGUCUAGAAAAGAAUGAGAGGGCUUGCAUUGACUUUGCCAUCAAUGCCAAGCCCCUCACACGCUACAUGCCUGAGAACAAGCAGUCUUUCCAGUACAAGAUGUGGAAGUUUGUGGUGUCAACACCCUUUGAGUACUCCAUCUUGACCAUGAUUGCCCUCAACACUGUGGUGCUCAUGAUGAAGUUCCACGGUGCCCCUGAUUUCUACGAGGCUAUGCUGAAAUACCUAAACAUAGUCUUCACCGCCCUCUUCUCUCUGGAGUGCAUCCUCAAGAUCAUCGCCUUUGGUCCGCUUAACUACCUGAAGGACUCCUGGAACGUCUUUGACUUUGUGACUGUCUUGGGUAGCAUCACGGACAUUUUGGUGACAGAGAUCAAAACGACAGACAAGCAGAUCAACCUGAGUGUCCUGAGGCUUUUCCGGGCUGCACGGCUCAUCAAGCUUCUUCGGCAGGGCUACACCAUCCGCAUCCUCCUCUGGACCUUUGUACAGUCCUUCAAGGCUCUGCCGUAUGUGUGCCUGCUGAUCGCUAUGCUGUUCUUCAUCUAUGCCAUCAUUGGGAUGCAGGUGUUUGGAAACAUUGAGCUGAACGAGGACACAGAAAUCAACCACCACAACAAUUUCCGUACCUUCUUCCAAGCACUGAUGCUGCUCUUCAGGAGCGCCACUGGGGAGGCCUGGCAUGAGAUCAUGCUGUCGUGCCUGAGCCAGCGGCCGUGCGAUGAAGGAUCUGGCUCCAACGGCAAGGAGUGUGGCAGCGACUUCGCCUACUUCUACUUCGUCUCCUUCAUCUUUCUCUGCUCCUUCCUGAUGCUGAAUCUGUUUGUGGCCGUCAUCAUGGAUAACUUUGAAUACCUGACCCGUGAUUCAUCCAUACUGGGGCCGCAUCACCUGGAUGAAUUCAUCCGUGUCUGGGCGGAGUACGACCCUGCUGCCUGCGGCCGCAUCACCUACCUUGAUAUGUAUGAGAUGCUGCGCCACAUGUCACCUCCCUUAGGUUUGGGAAAGAAAUGUCCACCAAGAAUCGCCUACAAGCGGCUGGUAAAGAUGAACAUGCCCAUCGCGGAGGACAACACAGUCCACUUCACCUCCACGCUCAUGGCCCUCAUCCGCACAGCGCUGGAGAUCAAGCUGACAUCAGGCGUCCUUGCCCAGCGGCUCUGUGACGCCGACCUGAAGAGGGAGAUUUCCAACGUGUGGCCCAGCCUGCCUCAGAAGACCAUAGACCUGCUGGUGACACCUCAUAAACACAACGAGCUCACGGUGGGGAAGGUGUACGCCGCCCUCAUGAUCUUCGACUACUACAAGCAGAACCGCGCCAAGAGGCUACAGCAGCAGCAGCCAGGUGGUGGCACCCAGGGCAAAUUGGGUGUGGGCGCCCUCUUUAGGCCUGUGCUUCCACUGCCCCAUAUUCAGGAGCAGGAACCGCUACCUGCGAUCUGUGUGAAGGCAGAGCCGCAGGUCAAGCUGGAGGCUCAGCGUGAGACGCACCCUGGCAGCCCCUUCCUCAAUAACGACACCGCGGUUCAAGAGCAGGGUGGCACCAGUAAGGACUCCCCUCCCCGGGUGAGGGAGAAGCCCCAGGAGGAGCAACGUUCCCGGGGCCGGCGGAUCCUCCAUAGGGACCCAUCAGAAGAUGUCCCUAGCCGACCGAAAGCUCAGGAAUAUCUUGGUGUGACCGAAAUGGAGCUCAGCCUCGUUGGCGGAGGAAACCACGCUGCCCUGGAGAGCCAGGGCCGAGCAGCGUCCAUGCCCAAGCUCAACGCUCAGUCUCAGCUGCUCCCCAGCGUCAGCUCCAUGAAACGUUCUGUGUCCACGCUGGCUCCUCAGCGUCCCCCAGAGGUCAGCCUGCGGGACUAUGCACUGGAGCGGCAGACCCCGGACAGAACACACCAUCAUCACCAUCAUCACCACCACCACCGAUGCCACCGGCGUAGGGAACGGGACCGGGAACGGGACCGCGAACGAGAGAGGAAGCAGCGGUCGCUGGACAGGACAGCCGGCGUGCAGCUCAUCAGCGGCACCGUUGCAUCGGGGGACCCGGCAGGGGGGGCUUCGACCCGGGACCGCACCCUGGACCGUGGCCGCUCGCACGAGAGGAAGUCCCAGCCCUUGGUGUCCGCGGAGAAGAAGCAGCGGUACUAUUCCUGUGAUCGCUACAGUGGGCGCGAACACGGCCAGCCCGUGUUUGCCGCCAGCCGCUCCGCUUCCCCUAGCGGGACCCUGGAGCCCAGCCUCCAAACACAGGGCAGUGGUUCCGCUAGAGGCAGUCUGGUGACGCUGACCUCCGGGACCUCGACGCCGUGCCGCGGGCGCAGGCAGCUGCCCCAGACUCCCCUGACUCCCCGCCCCAGCGUGGCCUAUAAGACCGCCAACUCAUCGCCCGUGCCACUGGGGGCCGCCAGGGCGGGACCGCCCACGCCCGCGAUCGUUCGGCCGGGCUACGGACCGCCCGAGCGGGACGGAGAGGACGACCGUGACUCCUCUGUAGGUUCCGACCCAUCCCAGGGGCACCGCGGAGCCCCGUGCGCCCGCCUCUGCCACGGCCUCCCCGAGGGGGUGGACGUCUUUCAGGAUGCGCUGAGCUCCCAGGCCAGGCGCUCCCCCCGGACUCCCGGCCCCCAGGGGCCCCUUCCACCUCGUGGGGGAGUGCCCAACGGAUACCACUUUGCGCUGGGGGUCACUGCAGGGCCCGGUGUCAUAGCCAGGGGCCCCGGGCGCCAUCAGGAGAAGGAGGACGACUGGUGCUAGCACGGCUUCGCGAAACACGCCAACAAAUAAAGACGAACAGACAGACAACGAAUCAAGGAUGCAAGGCUCUUGCCGACGGAUUCUGAAUCUGCGAUGAGUUUUAUCAUCUUUGCGAAAGCAGUCGUUUACAACGUCGUUUGUUUCUUCGUACGUGCCUAUGUACGUAUGUCAGCGCAUGUUCGUGUGUGUGCGUGUGUCGGCGCGUGUUUGAUUUGAACCAAUGGAUGCCGGAGUCGUCCCGUGUCAAAAAACAGGAGGGGGGAAAAAAAGGGCAAAAUGACAGGAGGCAUCCAAAAUCUUUGAAUCGUUUUCACGGUAGUUCACUUUUAACGGACAAAGGACCUAUGAAAUGUCUCUCUGUAUAUACUGUAAUUUUUUUUUUUGUCUGCAUUGCACUGGAAGAAAUGCUUCAGUGUUGCGAGAACACAAAAGACCAACGCGAGUAAAGCUCCGCUCUUCACACGCGGCUCAGUUUUUGGCAGAAAGCACUACCGAGAGAUGCCAAAAAGUGAGACGAGCAUCCGCAGGGGAAUCGGCAAACAGGACGGAUUCCGCACGUCGAGAGGGGCAGGAUGCGAUUGAUGUCAAGGCCCGAGAAAGAACAGUCGCUGCUGUGUAGAGACACAACGUUGAGGAAGCUUCUAGAAAUGCACCGACAAGGAGGGAGGGAGGUCAACGCAGAGGAUCCCGGACGGUGCCUUCUGCUGCUGCUGCUUCACGUCCUCAGUAUUCCGUACGCAACCCCCCUGCGCGCACGCGCACACACGCACAAAGCGCGGUACAGUGUUUACCGUGGUUACAUCCGCAGGAGAUGCUCGUUGGCUGCUCUUUGUCCGCUUCGUGAGGACAGCCGUGAAUGGACUCUUUCACAAAAAGGGAACAGAUGAUUAAAAUGUUUGUUUUUAUAUGGCACUAGGCUGGCACAUAUCUUUGAUCUCUUAACGCUGUGCAUUUUUGUAGAUUGUAAACAGCUGUGUUUUAUGUAAAUUGCAUAUGGUUCCGUCUUACAGUCAGGUCUCGGGUUUCUUAUUAUCGCUCCGGUCGUCAAUUACCAAGUGCCUAAACUUAUGAACGUGACGUAGUCGCAACGCGGGCUCUUUCCGAAGCCCGUUGGCAUCUGACGGAGCUGACAUUCGUGAGGUGUUUGUCGUCGACCGGGUCAGAAACCACAACCUAUUAGCUGCAGGAACAGAACUGCUUUCUAGACUUUACACUGUAUAGAUAGAUGAAAAAUAUAAGAGGGCUAGGAAUUUUUAUUUUUAUUUCAUAUUUUAUUUUGCUACAAAAGAGAGCCAAAUGCUGGUGCAAACUGAACAUUAUAUUAUUAGAUAAUACAUAUAACUCCGAAAUAUAAGUGAAAUGUUACAAGCGCACGGCCGGGAGUGCGGAGUCGCCCGGCCGCAUCUCAGUGUUUCAGUAGGCAAGUUCAAAGGUCAUGGGGUCAAGGGUCAUGUAUUAUGUGUUUGUGCAACAUUUUGUCAAGCCUGAGGGAGCCUGCCUGAGGGAAUCGUGCCCACAGACAUGGUGAACCCCGGAGAACAGGCUUUGUGGGGACAGCCCCAGAUGAUGCGGCUUUAAAGAAGAACGUGCGAAAACCCUUUCCUGCCCUCGAGUCUCGCCGGGGUGGGCGCUCCAGUCGCCUGCUGCAUUCAACCUAACAGCACCACGUAUCACUUCCUGUGCCCGGAGUGGGGUCACGUUCUGGGUUUGUAGGGUCACGGUGGCUGCAGUCACAGUUUAAGCCUCCCCCGUAACACGGAAUCGGGCUGAUUUGUUCUUGACAAGGCUGUUCCAUUGGAACCCGUGGCAUCCAAUCAACACCUAUUCCAAAAAUCAAAUUUAUACGACAGCCUUGAGGGGUGUAGCGUGAAUAUCUGGCAGAAGAACUUCAGGUCAUACCUGGGUAGAAGAGACUGAUGCUGCAGGUCCAUUACCCAGGAUGCUCACCUCACAUUUAAGCUGACUUUUAGUCACAAGAAAGGGACAAAGAGGUAAGAGCGUCCACAGCACUAAUGACAAAGCGUACCUCUGCCCAAUCCCCGCUCUGUCCUCAUACCCUGGUGCUUCUCAUCCACUUUUCCCCCGGUAGAGUUCCCAGGUGCUGAGGAAACAGCCCUCGGCACAGCAAGUCUGCACACGCUUGAGGACACAGUAUUUGAUGGGAAAAGGUACAAUAAGUUGCUACUGGGGAAGAGGAAGUGCAUCUGGUUCGGAAUAAAUCAACAGGUGGUCGAAGGAGAGAAAACCGUCCUCGGCAUGGCCUUUCAAAAAAACAUCCCUGGGAAAUUUUCUAAAUCAGAAUCUUUGCCUUUGCCCCUUUUUUUUUUUUUUUUUUUUUUUUUUUUAAA
Messenger RNA from Scleropages formosus (Asian bonytongue), 8738 nucleotides. RefSeq names its product voltage-dependent N-type calcium channel subunit alpha-1B-like. The record is from RefSeq and is a predicted model, not a curated record. The transcript is spliced from 47 exons. Gene Ontology annotation, molecular function: high voltage-gated calcium channel activity. Gene Ontology annotation, cellular component: membrane; neuronal cell body; voltage-gated calcium channel complex. Bases 97 to 6390 code for a protein of 2097 amino acids. Gene Ontology annotation, biological process: chemical synaptic transmission; calcium ion import across plasma membrane. Lineage: Eukaryota; Metazoa; Chordata; Actinopteri; Osteoglossiformes; Osteoglossidae.